Molecule: messenger RNA, 2224 nt
Organism: Paramisgurnus dabryanus
Lineage: Eukaryota; Metazoa; Chordata; Actinopteri; Cypriniformes; Cobitidae
Gene: slc25a55b
Product: solute carrier family 25 member 55b
Biological process (GO): L-glutamate transmembrane transport; malate-aspartate shuttle; aspartate transmembrane transport
Molecular function (GO): L-aspartate transmembrane transporter activity; L-glutamate transmembrane transporter activity
Source: RefSeq, a predicted model, not a curated record
CGAAGCUUCAGGGAGGGGUACGUGUAUAUAAACCCUCUCCAUUUCUUUGCUCAGUGACUGCACCUCUGUCUUCUUUAGUCCUGUAGACCUAGAAACCUCUCACCAUGACUCAACAACCAAUCAGCCUCCCUGCAAAGUUAAUCAAUGGCGGAGUUGCUGGACUGGUGGGCGUUACCUGUGUGUUUCCCAUAGAUCUGGCCAAGACAAGGCUCCAAAACCAAAGAGCAAACCAACGGGUCUACAAAAAUAUGAUGGACUGUUUGAUAAAGACUGUUCGUUCUGAGGGAUACUUUGGAAUGUACAGAGGUGCAGCAGUCAACCUGACACUGGUGACCCCUGAGAAAGCCAUCAAACUGGCCGCCAAUGAUUUCUUCCGUCAGCAGCUAAGCAGGGGACAGCUGAAGUUAACCGUGUUUCAGGAGAUGAUGGCUGGAUGUGGGGCAGGGAUGUGUCAGGUUAUCAUCACAACCCCUAUGGAAAUGCUCAAAAUCCAGCUUCAGGAUGCAGGUCGACUUGUGGCCCAGCAAAGGCAGCUGGCUAUGCUUCACACUGUAAAGUUGGGAGCGGCUGGUCCAGUAUUAAACUGCUCGUACAACAUGGGUCCUGUGUCUUCGAUCAGGAAAGUGUCUGCAGUUCAGAUUACCCAAGAGCUGCUUCGCACGAAGGGCAUUCAGGGACUUUACAAAGGUCUGGGAGCAACCCUCAUGAGGGACAUCCCUUUCUCUAUGGUUUACUUUCCACUGUUUGCCCAUGUUAACCAGCUGGGCAAAACAUCGGAGGAUGAGAAUGCGCCAUUUUAUUGGUCCUUUAUUUCCGGCUGCAUAGCUGGAUGUACAGCAGCUGUGGCAGUCAACCCUUGUGAUGUGGUGAAAACAAGACUGCAGUCGCUCAAUAAAAGUGCAAAUGAAGACUCUUACAAUGGUGUGACAGACUGUAUCAGAAAGAUAAUGCGGAAGGAGGGGCCAACAGCGUUCCUGAAGGGGGCCGGCUGUAGGGCGCUGAUCAUCGCUCCGCUCUUCGGAAUUGCUCAAGUGGUUUACUUCAUUGGUGUUGGAGAGUUUCUCUUAGGACAAACCCCAUUCAACCUUUACUCUGUUUAAACAUGUUUACAAACUUGAACCACUUGAAUUAAACUUUGAAGACCAAAGCAGCUAUGACGCUAAAUAUGUGAGAACAAACGUUGGUUUGGAGAGGACUGUUCAUGGCUUUGAGUUUGUCUUAACAUGCUACCUUCGGCAUGCUCAACUGGCUUAUUCAGGAAGCUUUAACAUUGCAAACGGUUAGGUCUUACUUUCUUUUGGAAAUGUGUCCAGAGGCAGUCAGAUUUAUCCUCAAUGAGGGUUGAUUCGAAAUCAUACAGUCGUUAUUGAUUGAGGUCAAUAAUGGAGGUCAGGAAAUUUCUUUUUUCAACAGUGUCAUUAUGUUAUUGAUGUUGUUAAGAGUUCAGUCCCACAUUACUUGAUGUUUUGUAUAUCUAUGCACAGUUUUAUGGGGACACUGCUUAUUGAUGUUUGAUUCCUGUUAAAUGUCCAUUGUAUAGAUUUUUUAGCAGCAUUUAGUGGUGAGAUUGCGAAUUGUAACCAAGGGCUCAGUCCACAGCUCACCCCUCCCUUUUAAAAUGACAGUGAAGCUACGGUAGCCGCCACAGGACAAGCACAACAUGCAAAACGCACUCUAUAGAGACUAGCCUACUGUAGGAAUAUAGUGGUGCAAAAUGGCGACUUCCAUGAAAGGGGACCUGUGGUGUAUGUAGAAAAAAUGGCUCAUUCUAAGGUGAUUAAAACAAUACAAUUCAUUUUGUAAGUUUGUUAUACACCCCUAAAAGUUACACAAUGCACCUUUAAACUGGAGUUAUGGUUAUAGGCACUUGAGUGACGUGGGUGUGACUGUAUUACAUUCAGAAUUGAAGGAUAUUCUGUUCAGACAAACCUUGUUAUUCGUCCUACUCAAAGCAUGACACAUCUUGAACCGUUCCAGUUCAUAUUUUCUUUGUUUUGGUUUGUGAGGGAUUUACACUUCAUAUGUACUGGCACCCUGUUGCUUUUAGUUUCAUCUUUUAUUAUCUAUCCUCCUACUGUCUGUUUUUAUCCAUCUCUUUACCAUCUAUAUCAAGCUCAUUCAGGACAACCCAUCAUGUGACUUCACAGGUAUGCUCUGGUAUUGCAAAAUGGGGCACCCAUGCAUUAAAAACUAUAACAAAACCCAUGGACAAAGUCAAUUUCCU